AUGGUGCUUAUCAAGGAAUAGUCAGGUAGUGAGGUAUCACAAUGGCAUCCGGGAAUGCUGCCUCACAUUACUGUGGUUGUCAGGGUGAGGCGGGAGUGCUGCCUUACAUUACUGUGGUUGUCCGGGUGAGGGGGGAGAAUGCUGCCUCACAUCACUGGUUGUCAGGCCGUGUGAUCCUACCGAUCUCUGUGCAAGAGUACCAAGUUGGUCAGCUGUUCACCGUAGCAGAGGCCAGUAAGAAUGAGACUGGGGGAGGAGAAGGCAUUGAGGUGCUGAUAAAUGAACCCUACGAGGAAGAGGGAGAGAAGGGACAGUACACGCAUAAAGUUUACCAUCUUAAGAGUAAAGUCCCAGGCUGGUUGAGGUAUAUUGCACCAGAGGGCGCGUUAGUCUUCCAUGAAAAAGCCUGGAACGCCUACCCAUACUGUCGCACCGUUAUAACGAACGAGUAUAUGAAAGAUGACUUCCUGAUAAAGAUUGAGACGUGGCACAAACCUGACAUGGGAACUCUAGAAAACGUGCAUGACUUGGAUGGUCCUACGUGGAAGACAGUGGAGGUGAUUCCCAUCGACAUCGCAGACAAAGAUGUGGUGGCCCAUGGGGAUUAUAAAGCAGAGGAGGAUCCUGCUCUGUUCAAAUCGACAAAGACCGGCAGAGGACCGCUCUCACCUGAAUGGAAGAACGAUCUGAUGAACAAGAUAGACUGUCCUAAGAUGUGUGCCUACAAACUGGUCACUGUCAAGUUCAAGUGGUGGGGCCUUCAGACCAAAGUAGAGAACUUUAUCCAGAAGCAAGAGAAGCGUAUCUUCACUAACUUCCAUCGCCAGUUGUUCUGUUGGAUCGACAACUGGGUGGAGCUGACCAUGGCAGACAUCCGACGAAUGGAGGAGGAGACCAAGAAAGAGCUGGAAGAGAUGCGUGAGAAGGGCACCGUUAGAGGAACCUCGGCAACGGAAGAGUAACCCCGCCCCAUCUAGGUCAAAGGUCAGAGGCAGGCUGACUGCGUAAGUCAGGUCAGGUUCGAGGCAUGAGUGCGGCUCACGAGCAGUGAGGUCGACCAACCAAACCCUUCUAUGAUGAUGAUAUCACCAAGCCCACAGAGAAGAGGAAGUCAGCUGCUCUACUUCCUGUCUCCCAUGAUUCAUAGGGGGGUUUGUCCUGAUUGGUCAAUAGUACUGUACCGACCCCCAAUCACACGCCUCCUAUUCACGUAGACUAACAAAAGCCGUUUUGCAUUUAAAAAAGAAAAAAUUAAGGGAAAAAACUAUUUGCACAGAAAGUAAAUUUAAAUUGCCUGUAAAUAUAGUUAGUUAAUUAUGAGACGGGCUUCAUUUGUAUUCAGAUACACAAAGCCAAGCCUUUUAAUCAGACUAGAAUUUUAUGUUAUUUUACAGUCCUCUGUAUAUGUUAUAAUUUCCCCCUAAAUUGGAAUAAGAUCACUUAUUUAGCAGGUAUUGGACCAAUUUAGUUUUUGUUACAUGUAUUUUGUUCCCUGUUGUAUACUGUAUCUGUCAUGGCUCUAGUUGGCUUCAUCCUUUUGUCUUUCCCCACCCUCGAGACUAAGAUCUGUAUCAACCCUUAUCUGAGUUGUAGUGGUCUGCAGACUUGAAAUGUGUUCUAUUCCAUAUAGUGCACUACUUUUGGCCAGAUCUCUGGGUCUGACUAGGGUGCCAUUUGGGAAAUCGAUUUAGCACUUCAACCCCUGGUCUUGGUCCUGUCUGACAGGUGGCUGGGGGAUGGUUGUUGUUUUUGUGAUUAUUUGAUUUGACCCUGUCCAAGCCAGUUGCUAUCUCUUGUAGAACGUUGAGUGGUUUGGCAUACAAAUGUACGAUUCCUGCCCUCUUUGACUGAUUUGUUGCUUGUUUGUUUGUUUUGUUGUUGCAUUACUGUCCUUUUGAUCCGGUGUGUUUUCCUUUUUAAUGUGUUAAGGUUUUAAACAUUUCGUCCAUUGUUUGCCCCAAGAGAGUGUUUGCUGAGUCCAUCCAUUUCGGAGCUGCUAGAACAGCUGUAGCUAGUACCUGUAGUUCAGGUAUCAUUCUACUCGGAUGAUGUAGAACAGAUGGAAUUAAACCCUCAUGCCCCUUUGCUUUCUGCUUCCCUGUGGUUACGUCGCGUGUUAAUGACAUAUAAUAAUAAUAAUAAUAAUAAUAUGCCAUUUAGCAGACGCUUUUAUCCAAAGCGACUUAGUCAUGUGCGC
This is a messenger RNA of Coregonus clupeaformis (lake whitefish), 2197 nucleotides long. Its product is annotated as phosphatidylinositol transfer protein beta isoform. Gene Ontology annotation, molecular function: phosphatidylinositol binding; phosphatidylcholine intramembrane carrier activity; phosphatidylinositol transfer activity. The coding region runs from base 42 to 962 and encodes 306 amino acids. Lineage: Eukaryota; Metazoa; Chordata; Actinopteri; Salmoniformes; Salmonidae. The record is from RefSeq and is a predicted model, not a curated record. Gene Ontology annotation, cellular component: cytoplasm. Gene Ontology annotation, biological process: phospholipid transport. The transcript has 12 exons.